GGCACAUAUGUGAUCGAAUGACUCCUUAGUUCGCUGACCCAAUCAGAUGCGGACCCGGUUUUCCCUGACACGGAUACUACGAGACCCCGAUCCGUUGACAGUGGCCCGCGAUUCAACCCCGCGCGAAUCGCUGUAGCAUCUCUCUCUACCAGAGCUUCGUCGAGAGCGAAAGGCCACAGGCACGGGCGAUCUGCAGCAAGAAGAAGAAGAAGAAGAAGAAGAAACUUCAAUUCCCAAGUGAUGCGAGGAUUGUCGGUUUUCGGAAGAGGAAGAGUGCUGUUGCUGUCAGGGAAGCGUCUAGAACCUUCUCUCAUCUUCUCCCAUACCUUCUGUACGGACGGCGACAACUCCCGCCUCAAGGUCUUCGACCGACAUCUCAAACGAAAACAACGGGACCGAGCCGCAUGGCUGAUGCCCUCCAAGGACACUUUCAUCGAUUCCGUCGCCGAAAACCUGUUAGAUCGCUUGGAGGAUUGCAAAAGAACAUUUCCUACAGCACUAUGUUUGGGGGGUUCCUUAGCAGCUGUUAGGCGUUUAUUACGUGGGCGUGGUGCUAUUCAAAAGCUCAUUAUGAUGGAUAUGUCAUAUGACAUGGUGAAAUUGUGUAAAGAUGCUGAGGCAGAUGUGUCUGAUAACAAUCUUGAAACGCAUUUUGUGGUUGGUGAUGAAGAAUUCCUCCCUAUAAAGGAAAGCUCUUUAGAUUUGGUAAUCAGUUGCUUGGGACUUCAUUGGACAAAUGAUCUUCCUGGAGCUAUGAUACAAUGUAGAUUGGCUCUGAAGCCUGAUGGCCUAUUUCUAGCAGCUAUUCUUGGUGGAGAGACUCUAAAGGAGCUACGGAUAGCAUGCACUAUAGCACAACUGGAGCGUGAGGGAGGCAUCAGUCCACGGAUAUCUCCUCUAGCACAAGUCAGGGAUGCAGGCAACCUUCUGACGAGGGCAGGCUUCACCCUUCCAGGCGUUGACGUUGAUGAGUAUACGGUCCGAUAUGAUAGCGCUUUGGAGCUGAUUGAACAUCUGCGGGCAAUGGGCGAAACUAAUGCUCUUUUUCAGAGAAACAAUUCAGAUUUUAAAGAAGGACACGGCUUUGGCGAGUGCCGCAGUGUACCAGUCAAUGUUUGAAGCGGAGGACGGUACUGUGCCAGCAACAUUUCAGGUAAUCUACAUGACAGGAUGGAGAGAGCAUUCAUCGCAACAAAAGGCGAAGAAGAGGGGUUCUGCCACCAUAUCAUUCAAGGACAUCGAGAAGCAAUUUGGGAGCAACGGCUAGCCUCGUCUCCAUCCUCUUUCGUGGGUUCUUCUCUUGCCAACAAGCAUCUGUAAUUCGGUAUAUGCAGAGGGAAUGCACCUUAUUUGUUUCCAAUCUUUUAAUCGAUUAUUUAAGAAUGCCUUAAACCAGUUUCAAACCAGAUUAUUGACAUAGGCUUUUGUAAUCUAUUAUCUUGAUGUAUUUCUCCAUUCCUUGCUUGUAUGGUCUAGCCGUAGCUCAUGAAUGUAGCAUUAUGUUACAACCUUGAAUUCAUAGGUUCCAUUUUGGUUUAUCCCUGAAAGUAAAAAGAAAAACGCAUGCAUGGAUAGUUUUCA
Molecule: messenger RNA, 1581 nt
Organism: Magnolia sinica
Lineage: Eukaryota; Viridiplantae; Streptophyta; Magnoliopsida; Magnoliales; Magnoliaceae
Product: putative methyltransferase At1g22800, mitochondrial
Exons: 11
Coding region: 241-1119 (292 amino acids)
Biological process (GO): mitochondrial respiratory chain complex I assembly
Cellular component (GO): mitochondrion
Molecular function (GO): S-adenosylmethionine-dependent methyltransferase activity
Source: RefSeq, a predicted model, not a curated record